This is a messenger RNA of Arachis duranensis, 2500 nucleotides long. Its product is annotated as L-type lectin-domain containing receptor kinase S.4. Gene Ontology annotation, molecular function: carbohydrate binding; protein kinase activity; ATP binding. Gene Ontology annotation, cellular component: plasma membrane. The transcript has a single exon. NCBI's taxonomy places the organism in Eukaryota, Viridiplantae, Streptophyta, Magnoliopsida, Fabales, Fabaceae. Bases 88 to 2286 code for a protein of 732 amino acids. The record is from RefSeq and is a predicted model, not a curated record. Gene Ontology annotation, biological process: protein phosphorylation.
UGAGUUGUCCUAACUACAAAUCCAGAGUUAGCUCCCUCCCAUGUGUGUCUGGGGGAGAGUUGAAGUGCGGUGGUGAGUGGUGGACUAAUGAAAAAGGUUGGCAGUGCAGUCAAAAUCCAUAAAAACCUCGUGACUAUUCCAUCAAAAAAGAAUAAACAAACACGUUUGAUUUUCCAACACACUUCACUCCCUUUUACUUCCCCUUCAAUCCAUCAUGAAAAUUCUUCAAUAAGCAUCAUCGCUAACUCUUUUUUUUUUUUUCCUUCUUUGAUCUGUCUCGAGCAGAAAUUCAACCCUCCUAUUAUGGCAAAAACACUGCUGCUUCUUUUUUUCCUCUCAGCUCUGACCUCAAGGAUUACUCACCAACAAGAGAUCUUCUUUGAAGGCUUCAAUGGUGGUGAAGCCGCCGCAAACAUGUCCCUAAACGGUGGCGCAGUUAUUUACCAAAGCGGCACACUUGGUUUAACAAACGACACUCAGAAGGUAGUUGGUCACGCGUUUUACUCGACCCCAAUCCAAUUCAAGAACAAGAGCAAAGUUGUCUCCUUUUCCACCGCAUUUGCAUUCGCAAUAGUCCCUCAGUACCCAACACUCGGUGGCCAUGGCUUCGCCUUCACCAUUGCUCCCUCCAAGGACCUUCCCAACGGUUACCCAAGCCAGUACUUGGGCCUCCUCGGCCCAAAAAACCUCGGCAACUUCUCCAACCACCUCUUCGCGGUGGAGUUUGACACCGUUCAAGACUUCGAGUUCGGAGACAUCAGUGACAAUCACGUGGGCGUUAACCUCAACAACAUGGCCUCCAACAAAUCCGUUAAAGCAACCGUUUUGGGACAAGAAGAGCUGAACUUGAAGAGUGGCAAAGUGAUUCAAGCAUGGGUUGAUUAUGACUCCUCAAAGAACCAACUGGAGGUUCGUCUCUCCCAAACCUCAACAAAGCCCAAUUCUCCUAUCUUGUCGUACGAGGUUGAUCUCUCACCGAUUCUCAAGGACUCCAUGUACGUUGGAUUCUCCUCUUCAACAGGGAUGCUAGCUAGCUCUCACUAUAUCUUGGGCUGGAGCUUCAACAUCAACAAUGGAGACGCCAAAACCCUCUCCUUGAAGAACCUCCCUCCACUCCCUUCGCGAGACAAACCCCAUAGAAGGUCCUUAAUCUUAGGGCUCUCUCUCUCAGCUUCGAUAUUGCUCCUCUGCUCCAUUGCCUUAUCAUUCUACCUCACCAAAAAGCUGAAAAACGCAGAAGUAAUCGAACCGUGGGAGCUAGAAGUUGGUCCACAUAGGUUCCCCUACAAGGAGCUGAAGAAAGCUACCAGAAACUUCCACCACAAGAACAUGCUCGGCUUCGGCGGCUUCGGCGCGGUUUUCAAGGGAACACUGGCAAACAACACCGAAAUCGCAGUGAAGCGAGUCUCCCAUGACUCCAAACAGGGAUUCCAAGAAUUCGUGUCGGAAAUCGAGACCAUAGGCAGGUUGCGCCACAGGAACCUCGUACAGCUCCAAGGUUGGUGCAGAAACCAGAUCGAUCUUCUAUUAGUAUACGACUUCAUGCCAAACGGAAGCUUGGACAAGCACCUGUUCGAAGAUUCACCAAGAAAAACGCUAACAUGGGAACAGAGGUUCAAGAUUGUGAAGGGCGUGGCUUGCGGACUCUUGUACCUUCACGAGGAAUGGGAACAGACGGUGAUUCACAGGGAUAUCAAAGCAGGGAACGUUCUGUUGGACGCUGACAUGAACGCGCGCCUCGGCGACUUUGGUUUGGCCAAGCUAUAUGAGCGUGGUUCCAACCCGAGCACCACCAGGGUGGUAGGGACGCUGGGGUACCUUGCGCCAGAGCUAACGAGGACGGGGAGGCCAAGCACGUCUUCCGAUGUUUAUGCGUUUGGGGCGCUGCUGUUGGAGGUGGUGUGCGGGAGGAGGCCGGUGGAGGCGAAGGCGCUGCCGGAGGAGCUUGUUCUGGUGGAGUGGGUGUGGGACCGGUGGCGCUUGGGGGCGGUGUUGGAGGUGGUGGACCCCAAGCUUGGCGGAGUUUAUGAUGAGCUGGAGGUUGUGGUGGUUAUCAAGUUGGGGUUGCUGUGUUCGUGUGAGGUGCCGGAAAUGAGGCCAACUAUGAGGCAGGUUGUGCGCUUCUUGGAAGGGGAGAUCCCGUUGCCGGAGGGGAUUCCUCCGCCGGAUGGCUUUGGUGGUGGAAAGUCUGGACAUUCGUAUGGCGGGAACACGUGGUUGUCGCCGCUUGAUGAUGACGUGGAGGGUGCUUUGUUUUCUGGUACAAGGGAUGAGGAUGGUAGGUAGACCUCUCCCUAUUUGGUUUGUUUUUCAUUUUUAAUAUUUUGGUUUUAAAGAUUUUAUUUAAAAAUGUAAAAAUAAAAAUAGAUUUUUUUCGUUUUUAGUAAAAUUUUUAGCUUGAUACAAAAUUAGGAGUUCAUAAUGAAGAGAUCUAGCUUGGUUAAGAGCAAUCAUCCAGCAUGUAAAUCAAUAAAAUAAUACGACCAGAGAUACACACAGA